AAGCAGAGAGGAGGAGGAACGGCCGGGGCUGGCUGCGGAAGGGGAGGGGGAGGAGGCGAUUGGAUGCAGCGGCGGCGGCGGCGGCUCCCGGAGAGCAGCGGAGUGCGCGGAGCAGCGAGGCGGGCGCCCGGAGGGGUAAAGGUAUUUCCAUCAUGGCACAUUCCAAGACAAGGACCAAUGAUGGGAAAAUUACUUAUCCACCUGGUGUCAAGGAGAUCUCAGAUAAAAUAUCUAAAGAGGAGAUGGUGAGAAGGUUAAAGAUGGUUGUGAAAACUUUUAUGGAUAUGGACCAGGACUCAGAGGAAGAAAAGGAACUUUAUUUGAAUCUAGCUUUACAUCUUGCUUCAGAUUUUUUCCUCAAACACCCUGAUAAAGAUGUUCGCUUACUGGUAGCUUGCUGCCUUGCUGAUAUUUUCAGAAUUUAUGCUCCUGAGGCUCCUUACACUUCUCCUGAUAAACUAAAGGAUAUAUUUAUGUUUAUUACAAGGCAGCUGAAGGGGCUGGAGGAUACAAAGAGCCCACAAUUCAAUAGGUAUUUUUAUUUACUUGAGAACAUUGCUUGGGUCAAGUCAUAUAACAUAUGCUUCGAGUUAGAAGACAGCAAUGAAAUAUUUACUCAAUUAUACCGAACGUUAUUUUCAGUUAUAAACAAUGGUCAUAACCAGAAAGUUCAUAUGCACAUGGUAGACCUCAUGAGUUCUAUCAUCUGCGAAGGCGAUACAGUGUCUCAGGAGCUUUUGGAUACAGUGUUGGUAAAUCUGGUGCCUGCCCAUAAGAAUUUAAAUAAGCAAGCAUAUGAUUUGGCAAAGGCUCUACUGAAGAGGACAGCUCAAGCUAUUGAACCAUAUAUUACCAACUUUUUUAAUCAGGUGCUGAUGCUUGGGAAAACAUCAAUCAGUGAUUUGUCAGAACAUGUUUUUGAUUUAAUUUUGGAGCUUUAUAAUAUUGAUAGUCACCUGCUGCUCUCUGUUUUACCCCAGCUUGAAUUUAAGCUUAAGAGCAACGAUAAUGAGGAACGCCUGCAAGUUGUUAAGCUACUGGCUAAAAUGUUUGGGGCAAAGGAUUCAGAAUUGGCUUCUCAAAACAAACCACUUUGGCAGUGCUACUUGGGCAGAUUUAAUGACAUCCAUGUACCAAUCCGCCUGGAAUGUGUGAAAUUUGCUAGUCAUUCUCUCAUGAACCAUCCUGAUUUAGCGAAGGACUUAACAGAGUAUCUUAAAGUGAGGUCACAUGACCCUGAAGAAGCUAUUAGACAUGAUGUUAUUGUGUCUAUAGUUACAGCUGCUAAGAAAGAUAUUCUUUUGGUCAACGAUCAUUUACUUAAUUUUGUCAGAGAAAGAACAUUAGACAAGCGGUGGAGAGUACGCAAAGAAGCCAUGAUGGGACUUGCCCAGAUUUAUAAGAAAUAUUCUUUACAGUCAGCAGCUGGAAAAGAUGCUGCAAAACAGAUUUCAUGGAUCAAAGACAAACUGCUACAUAUAUAUUAUCAAAAUAGCAUCGAUGACCGAUUACUCGUGGAACGAAUCUUUGCACAAUACAUGGUCCCUCACAAUCUGGAAACUACAGAAAGAAUGAAAUGUUUAUAUUACUUGUAUGCCACAUUGGAUCUAAAUGCUGUGAAAGCAUUGAAUGAAAUGUGGAAAUGUCAAAAUCUGCUUCGACAUCAAGUGAAGGAUUUGCUCGAUUUAAUUAAACAGGCCAAAAUACAACUAACUGUUUCGUCAUAUUUUAGUGCUCUCAUUAAGCAAGUGAACAAAUCAAUAGAUGGCACAGCAGAUGACGAAGAUGAGGGUGUUCCAACUGAUCAGGCCAUCAGGGCAGGUCUUGAACUGCUUAAGGUACUCUCAUUCACACAUCCCAUCUCAUUUCAUUCUGCUGAAACAUUUGAAUCUCUCCUGGCUUGUCUGAAAAUGGAUGAUGAAAAAGUAGCAGAAGCUGCACUGCAGAUUUUCAAAAACACUGGAAGCAAAAUUGAAGAGGAUUUCCCACACAUCAGAUCAGCCUUACUUCCUGUGUUGCAUCACAAAUCUAAAAAAGGACCUCCUCGCCAAGCCAAAUAUGCCAUUCAUUGUAUCCACGCAAUAUUUUCUAGUAAAGAAACCCAGUUUGCACAGAUAUUUGAGCCUCUGCAUAAGAGCCUAGAUCCAAGCAACCUGGAGCAUCUCAUUACUCCCCUGGUCACUAUCGGUCAUAUUGCUCUGCUUGCCCCUGAUCAGUUCGCUGCUCCUUUGAAGUCUUUGGUUGCCACUUUCAUUGUAAAAGAUCUUCUCAUGAAUGAUCGGCUACCAGGGAAAAAAACAACUAAACUUUGGGUUCCAGAUGAAGAAGUUUCACCAGAGACAAUGGUCAAAAUUCAAGCUAUUAAAAUGAUGGUUCGUUGGCUUCUUGGAAUGAAAAAUAAUCACAGUAAAUCAGGAACUUCUACCUUAAGGUUGCUAACAACAAUACUGCAUAGUGAUGGAGACUUAACAGAACAGGGGAAAAUUAGUAAACCAGAUAUGUCACGUCUGAGACUCGCUGCUGGGAGUGCUAUUGUGAAGUUAGCGCAAGAACCAUGCUAUCAUGAGAUCAUCACAUUAGAACAGUAUCAGCUGUGUGCGUUAGCUAUCAAUGAUGAAUGUUAUCAAGUAAGACAAGUGUUUGCCCAGAAACUUCACAAAGGCCUUUCCCGGUUACGGCUCCCGCUGGAGUAUAUGGCAAUCUGUGCGCUUUGUGCAAAAGAUCCAGUCAAAGAACGAAGAGCUCAUGCAAGGCAGUGUCUUGUAAAAAAUAUAAAUGUGAGGCGUGAAUAUCUGAAGCAACAUGCAGCUGUCAGUGAAAAAUUACUGUCUCUUCUACCAGAGUAUGUUGUUCCAUACACAAUUCACCUUUUGGCACAUGACCCAGAUUAUGUCAAAGUACAGGAUAUUGAACAACUUAAAGAUGUUAAAGAGUGCCUUUGGUUUGUACUGGAAAUAUUAAUGGCUAAAAAUGAAAAUAACAGUCAUGCAUUUAUCAGAAAGAUGGUAGAAAAUAUUAAGCAAACAAAAGAUGCCCAAGGACCAGAUGAUGCAAAAAUGAAUGAAAAACUAUACACUGUGUGUGAUGUUGCCAUGAAUAUCAUCAUGUCAAAGAGUACCACAUAUAGUUUGGAAUCUCCUAAAGACCCAGUACUGCCAGCUCGUUUUUUCACACAACCCGACAAGAACUUCAGUAAUACCAAAAAUUACCUGCCUCCAGAAAUGAAAUCGUUUUUCACCCCUGGAAAACCCAAAACAACCAAUGUUCUUGGAGCUGUAAAUAAGCCACUUUCAUCAGCAGGCAAACAGUCUCAAACAAAAUCGUCACGAAUGGAAACUGUAAGCAAUGCAAGCAGCAGCUCAAAUCCGAGCUCUCCUGGAAGAAUGAAAGGGAGGCUUGAUAGUUCUGAAAUGGAUCACAGCGAAAAUGAAGAUUAUACCAUGUCUUCACCUUUGCCUGGGAAAAAAAAUGACAAGAGAGAUGAGUCUGACCUUGUAAGGUCUGAAUUAGAUAAGCCCAGAAGCCGGAAAAAAACAAGUGUCACUGAUUCAGAAGAGAAAUUAGGUAUGGAUGACUUGACUAAGUUGGUACAAGACCAGAAACUUAAAGGCAGCCAACGUGGACGGAAGAGAGGCCAUACGGCUUCAGAAUCAGAUGAACAACAGUGGCCUGAGGAAAAAAGGCUCAAAGAAGAUAUACUAGAAAACGAGGAUGAACAGAAUAGUCCUCCCAAAAAGGGUAAAAGAGGCCGACCACCAAAACCUGUAGGUGGAAGCAUACCUAAGGAAGAGCCGACAAUAAAAUCAUCUAAAAAAGGAAGCAAAAAAAAAUCUGGACCCUCAACUGCAGAGGAAGAGGAAGAGGAAGAAAGACAAAGUGGAAACAUGGAACAGAAGUCAAAAAGCAAACAACACCGGACAUCAAGGCGAUCCCAGCAGAGAGCAGAAUCUCCUGAAACUAGUGCAGUUGAAUCCAUACAGUCCACACCACAGAAAGGACGAGGAAGACCAUCAAAAACGCCAUCACCAUCACAUCCAAAAAAAAAUGUUCGUGUAGGACGCUCCAAACAAGCAGCUACUAAAGAAAAUGAUUCAAGUGAAGAGGUAGAUGUGUUUCAGGGUAGCUCCCCUGUCAAUGAUGAUAUCCCACAGGAAGAAACAGAAGAAGAGGAAGUUUCUACAGUAAAUGCGCGACGGAGAAGUUCUAAAAGAGAGAGGCGAUGAAGCAAUGUAAUCAGUAACUGUAUGUGAAAGCUUUGGGAAAAUCUUUUUUGUUGUUGUUUUUUUGUUUUUUCUUUCUUGUCAAGUGGACUGAAUAAAGCCUUUGAUGCACAAAAUGGGACUGCUGAAAGUGGACAGUUGGACCUUACUUUGGCGACCUCAACUAUUUGUGGUCGUGUGCUUUGGCCAUACACAUGGUGAUAAAUGUUGACUGUAGAGUCUGGUGAAAGUGUAAUGUGUGAUGGCUGUAUAUGCAUAAACUAAAGAAGAAACUUGUAAAUAUAUUUUUUUCUUUAAUGUUUCUGACUUCUGAAGUGCUUGUAUAGCUUUUAUCUGCGGCUUUAAACUGGCGGUACCCAACUGUUUAUUGGAUCUAUUGAUUUAAGAAGUUUGUUAGGAUAGAUCUUAAGCAGUGACCUGUCAGUGUUUGUAUUUGUAUUCUCUGCAACUUUACUGUGAAAAAAUGGUUUUUCAACAAAUGGUGUCAUCUUACUGAUGUUACUGUUUGUUGGAGAGUUAAAUGGUCUCCUUCCCAUGUGUAUCUUACCUGAUGUUUACUCCUGGGCACCCUUAAUCUUCAGAGGUGCUAAAUUGUCUGCCACCACACCUGAACAAUACUUAGGAUGGGAGGACUCUUUGCAAAUUGUGAAAUAGUCCUGAAGUUGUUCUGGUUAUUUUACACCUCAGUAUUGGUCCCAGAAUUGUCUGGCCUUUCAUGGCAAUGAAAGUUUUAAGAGAGAGAUUUAAAAUAUUUUAAUUUUAAAGAGUGUGUUAUAAAAUAAUGUACUGAAUUCUUUACCCCAUUUUAUCACCCCUUUUCAGUUUUUAUUAAUCUACUGUAUCAAUAAAAUUCUGUAAUUUUAAUUAGAUUUUAAUAGUCUAGAAUGUUAUUGUGUAGAUAUUUCCUCUUGAACAUUAUGUUCAGAAAUGCAAAUUAUCACACUAUUAUAUAAAAUCUGAUACAUACACACGUUAGAAAAGUUGCCAUUCUCCAUAACAGUGUAAAGUUAAUCAGAAAGAAAAAAAUUUUAUUGAUGCAGUGUGUCUUUAUAAAGCUGUUCUUGAAAACAAGUGUUUUGUAUUUUAUAGUGAGUUGCAUGUUUAUGAAAAAAGUGCUGAAAAUGGGAUGUGCUCUUUUCUGUAAAUUCAUAUUUAGCCAUAGUAUAUGAUAUAUUGCCCCCAUAACAUAGUUUUUCAUCAAGAGUUUAUUAUUAUACUUUAUUUUGGAGCCAAAAAAUUUGUUGGGGGGGGAGGUGGCAAGGUAGGAAUGAUAUACAACCAUAUGAGCUAUUGUAGGCAUCACAUCUUAUGGACUUUGAACGGAGUGCCACUUUGUUGAGAGAAGUGGAAAUUUAUUUGAAUUCAGACCAGAUUUUUUUUCCUUCACUAUAAUCUGCAAAAUAAAGAAAUUAAUUACUUAAGUCAGUAUCCUUUAUACAGUUUUAUAAACUGUAUUUUGAACCAAAAUGUAGGUCACUUACUUAACUUCACUUUAGUAUUUCAGUUGCUGUUAGUGUGUGUGUGUGUGUCUAUGAUUUUAACAUCACAAAAGAAAAUCAUAUUCUAACUUAUUAAAUUUAUCACGUUGAAUAAUGGAGCAUUUUCAUGUAAUACACCAUUAUGUUUAAGGUGUGUUUCCAAGAUUGGUUAUAAUAGAUGGGGGAGGAGGGCAUAAUAAAGAAGCUACUAUUUUGGAAAAUGACAUUUUUCUAUUUCCCAUUGUAUAUCACAAUCAGUGUGAUUAUUUUUCUCUUAAAAACGUCUUCAUGUUUACAAAACAGCCUUUUACUGUUUCAAAAAAAUGUUUUUAAUUGUCUUAAUCUGUUUAUUUUUCAUUUACAACACCAGUGAUAUGGGAGGCUGCUACAUACCAAGGCAGGUAAUGUUGGACCAAGGUACAUUGGCUUUUAAACUUUUAUUUAGCUCAGUUCUCCCAAACUAUGUCAGCAGUAAAAAUAAAUAAAUAAAUAAAUAAAUAAAUAAAUAAUAAAUCAAGCAUGUUUUAAAAUCUAUAUAAUAAAGAAUAAGGGAUAACAUUGUAUUUUUGUUGUUGACUAAACUGCACCAGAAAUGUUUAUGAAAGUAUAUCUUUAAGACCAUUUUAUACAACAACAAAAAUGAUUGUGGAGGAUUUUUAUUUGCAUGGUGUUAGUUAACUACAUUAAAACUGCACAUAAUGAUGUACAUCAUUGCACAUAAAUGUUCAUUAUAGAUUCUGUUCAGUACCCGUGAGUCUGUGAUUUUACAAUUGUCUGUUCACCUUUUGGAAAAAUUAUGAUGUAAAUUUUUCAUUUUUCUGUAGAAAAAUAGGUGCAAUAAUGAUAAAAGAUUUGAUGGCCUGAGUCUACAUCUUAGGGAAUUAUCUUAUUAUGUUCAAACAUUUCAUAGACUAACAUUUGGAGAGCCACAUACUCUACAGCAAAAUUACGUAUGUAUAAAAGAUUAAUUGCUGACCGUGGUUAGCAUACUCUUUGGUGAUAUUGUUCACUUUGACAAUAUGUACUGUAUAAAAAUUAAAUAUUUAACACUGUAUUAAGUUCCAUUAUGAAAAAUCUUAGGAUUCUCCAGUAUCUUGCUGCACUGUGUAGCAAAUCUGCUUAAUCUAUAUUAUAAUAAAAUUUCUUGCUGCGGUGCAACAGGAAGCUUUUUCAGUGAUCUCCACUGUAUAUGUAAAUCACAAAUGUGGCUGUAAAACUUGUUCCAGGCAUUAAAGGUUAAAUUACUUUCUGUAUCUUA
Molecule: messenger RNA, 6956 nt
Organism: Erinaceus europaeus (western European hedgehog)
Lineage: Eukaryota; Metazoa; Chordata; Mammalia; Eulipotyphla; Erinaceidae
Gene: PDS5B
Product: PDS5 cohesin associated factor B
Exons: 32
Coding region: 153-4223 (1356 amino acids)
Biological process (GO): mitotic sister chromatid cohesion; DNA repair
Cellular component (GO): chromatin; nucleus
Source: RefSeq, a predicted model, not a curated record